Molecule: messenger RNA, 1623 nt
Organism: Fusarium keratoplasticum
Lineage: Eukaryota; Fungi; Ascomycota; Sordariomycetes; Hypocreales; Nectriaceae
Product: MFS domain-containing protein
Exons: 3
Coding region: 1-1623 (540 amino acids)
Biological process (GO): transmembrane transport
Cellular component (GO): membrane
Molecular function (GO): transmembrane transporter activity
Source: RefSeq, a predicted model, not a curated record
AUGCCACCGUAUCAAACACCAGCCGUCGAGCUGGAACCUGAGCCCGAAUAUGCCCCAGAUGUGCCUCUGCUGGAUCUAGAGUCGCCCGGGAUCCAUGACGAUGCCGCCAGCGAUGUCAGCAGCCUUCAUUCCCACACGGAGCCGACCCCUAACUAUCGGUUCUCGCGAUGGGGCAUCCACUCGCCGCGGCGCAUCGUCAUACUAGUUGCCCUCAUCAAGUUCUCCGUCGUCCUGAGCGGCAUGCUCUUGUUUUUACCCUUUGCGCGUAUCCUGGAGGACAUGAUGUGCCAUGUUCACUAUCAGGACACGUCUUCGGAGAUCAUUGAUGAGAUGAAGUGCAAGGUCGAUGAGGUACAGGCUAGGCUGGGGUACUUUUAUGGCUGGAACAGCCUUUUAUCCUCCAUCGUUGGCCUGAUGGUUGCCUUUCCCUAUGGAAUGAUGUCUGACAAGAUUGGUCGGAAGCCAACGCUGCUUUUUUCAUACUCUGGCGUCGCAGUGAGCUUCCUCUUUGGCCCUACGGCUCUCAAGUCGAGCCAGGAUGCCCUGCGUCAGAAUCCAUAUAUCCUCCUCUGUGGAUGUGUGUUUCAGCUUUUUGGAGGUGGCAUCCCGGUCAUGCUGAAUACUCUCUAUGCGGUGGCAGCCGAUGUGAGCACUGAACAGGACAAAGCGAAGCACUUCCUCUGGCUUACCUUUGGUUCAACUGCUGGUGGAAUCACUGGACCUGUUAUUUCAGGUCUUCUCAUGCAAAAAUACGGUCCAUGGGUUCCCAUCUAUCUCGUCAUGACCACGGUACCGGUCGUCUUGGUCACUCUCAUCCUUCUCCCAGAGACUCUGACUGUCAACCUUAAGAAUCAGAAAGCUCAAGCCGAAAGAGCCACGCCGACCACCUUCAAACAGCACAUGACUCACGGACUCAACGAACUCAUCCACUCAUUAAAUAUGCUCAAGAACCUCAGCGUCGUCAUGAUCCUCGUCACCUUUUUCAUCCAGAAUGCUCGGUUCGCGGCUUACAUGACAAUCAUGGGUCAGUAUAUCAGCAAGCACUUCGGGUGGAAGCUGGCCGAGGUCAGCAUUCUGCUAUCUCCUCUGGGAAUCCUCAACCUCAUUAUCCUUGGCGGUCUGCCCAAGAUUGCCGACAUUCUUGUAUCACCUCGCUUUCGAAUGACACCUUUCGGCAAGGACCUAUUCUUGACGCGCGUGUCAACCGGUAUCCUGGCCUUUGCAGCUUUCUUCCAAGGCAUGAGUCAUAAUAUCGUCUUGUUCCUGUUUGGUCUCUUCCUUGGAACAUUCGGUGCCGCGGAUAGUCCUCUUGCACGUGCAACUGUGACGCACUACGUUCCACCAGAAUUUACUUCUCGAUUAUAUGCUUUGAUAGGGAUGAUCGAGGUGAUAGGGUCUUUUAUUGCAGGUCCGGUUCUGGCUUGGUGUUUCGAUCAAGGCCUGAAGCGAAAGGGAUUUUGGAUGGGCUUGCCGUGGUAUUACAUUGGCUUUCUCUGUACGCUUGCUUGGGUUGCCCUGUUAUUUGUUAAGCCACCUAGGAAGCAUUCACGAGAAGACCCGGGAGAUACUGAUGAAGAUGAUGCGGAAGACUACAUGCCAGACGCUCCUCUGCGGCUUCAAUAG